AUGGACACCUGCAACUUGGAAAUUCUUGAUAUUCACUCGAAUUCACGUUAUGCGGAAGAUUAUUUGGAGCGUUUUGAGAUUUUUUGUCUCACCCGCAAGAGUGUGAAUGGCGAGAAGGAGAUAGCACAUUUUCUCUCAGCUGUUGGGAAGGAAGCUUAUGCGCUGAUUAAAACCUUGACAUUCCCAGAGUCCCCAAUACAACUGAAGUAUAAAGAACUGAAGGAUCUGUUACUAAAACACUUCCAUCCAGUGAACUUCGAAGCAGCUGAGCGAGUGAAAUUCCACUGCCUUGCUCGUAAUCCUAAUCAGUCCGUCCGAGACUUCAUUCUUCAGCUGCAGACUCAGGCUGCGCGCUGUAAUUUCAAAGAUCAGCUUCAAAAUCUGCUCCGUGAUGGACUCAUUGCUGGAAUUAACUGUUCUGAGCUACAGCAGCAGUUAUUGUUGAUUCCAAACUGUACAUUUCAAACUGAAAAGGUGGUCUGUGAACAAUAUCAGGAUGUACGUGCUGCCUUACGUGAGGAGCCAAAAGUAUUGUCCAGUCACAAUCGUAGUUCAGCGCUUGAAGCUCAACAGACGCGGCAGUUCAAAAGUGUCAACGGAGCUGUUAAUCACAAUCUGAGGUCCGCACAACCUACAAAUAAUAACGUCUGCCACUGGAACUCUUGCAAAUCGUGCGACACAGGUAGUGUGAAUUCGUUUAUUUCAAAGACUGUUCCUCAGCGUUUGGAACCACGUGUGUAUCUAAACACAACUGACAUUUUGGUUAAAGGUAUAACUGGCCAUAACCUUCCUGUUUUGGGUUUGUGUGAACUACUUCUUCCUGAUGAUAAACAGCACACAUUCAAUUGUUUCUUUCUUUUUAUUGAUUCCGACAUUUCUAUUAUUGGCCUCGAUUCCAUGAAACGCAUGGAAAUUUCUCUUUCAUUUUCUAAUGAUGAUCAACAGUCUCGACUGCAUCAGUUGGUUCUUAAAUGCUCCAAAAAUAAGGGUGGUAUUAAAAUGGCCCCAAUUCACUUGGAAUUUGUUAGUUCCCCAAUAUUUCUGAAACGUCCAAUUAUACCACUGGGUCUCCCUGAACCCGUGAAGAAAGUUUUGGACGAUUUAGUUGAGAAGGGUGUAUUAACCCCGGUGGAUUCUUCUGUUUGGGCUACCCCUAUUGUGGUUUCGUUGAAGCGUGAUGGUAAAACACAGAAUUUGUAG
This is a messenger RNA of Echinostoma caproni, 1200 nucleotides long. The record is from the annotation of a GenBank genome assembly. NCBI's taxonomy places the organism in Eukaryota, Metazoa, Platyhelminthes, Trematoda, Plagiorchiida, Echinostomatidae.